CAGGUCACCGAGGCCGGCAAGGAGUUCCUGAAUGCAAUUCAGAACGGACGGCACGGGGAGUUCGGGGAGCUCGAGAUGAAGAUGUUGCAUGUCUUCGCGCAGACUCACGACGAGCAGGUACAAAAGCGUUUGCGUUAUUUGGUCACCGGUGAUGCCAAGCACAACAACAGCGAGGAUCCUCUGACAUUUGACGGGGCUUUGGACAACUUUUUGUCGUCAGUGCAGCAGGACGCGAAAAAGAGUGUUUCCUGGGCAAAGAACUUUGACAGAUCGAUCGGAGUGCUGCGCCUGCAGGCCAAUGCUGUCUGCUUUGCGGCGGCUGCUGCUACUUUUACAGCAUAUGCCGGGAAUUAUGAUCCUGACUAUCAGAGAGAACAUCACACGACCGUCAACGCGUUGAAGAGCAUCCUCCACCAAGCACCGUUUGAGGCCAUCCAAACAUACCUUCGAGGGCAAGGUUACCCAGCAUUUGCUUUUUUGCUUUCCGCUACGAAAAUGCAGCAAGAUGACUUCUUGCCGAUGUCUUGCCAAGCUGGAGCAUCGCCGCAGCAGUGUGCCAACAAUUUGAUACAGUUGGGGGUAGCGCUUGUGACAGGAUUCAGAACCACACAAAGCUUCAAGGCUGACGGCGCUCUGGAGCAUAAGCAACUUACAGGGGCAGAGGGUGAAUCGCAUGCGAUGGUGGCCAUCGGCUUCUACCAAAAAUCCGAGCAGACCUUCUUUAUCCUGCAGAAUGGCUGGGUGCGGAAGCCCUUCGUGAGCGCUUCAUGGCACGCUCUCGUGCAAGCCCGUGCUACGUUCCAUUUCUGCAGGGAUGGCGUUCAACUCAAUCUCGAUCCAAAUCGAUGCUCCCUUCUUCAGGAUGUGAUUUGCGCAGACUGUGCCAUGGAUGCAGGCCCAGAUGCAUGUGAGCCGGACUUUGCUUGA
Messenger RNA from Symbiodinium necroappetens, 927 nucleotides. The record is from the annotation of a GenBank genome assembly. NCBI's taxonomy places the organism in Eukaryota, Dinophyceae, Suessiales, Symbiodiniaceae.